AUGCUCCAACUAAAACCUGCAUUUUCUUUUCAUGAGAAGGUUCUGUGUGGGGAGUGGAUUAUUGGAGAUUGCAUAACUUAUGGUUUAUUCCAAAUGCAAGAUGUAAUGUUUGCCAGUUUUCUGACUAGUUCUCCACAACAUGUUUUUGUGGGUGAAUGGCGCGGAUCAGUGGUAUCUGGAUUACACAGUUGGGUAAGAUACUAUUACCUGGAAAAUUCGAGUGCCAUUAGUUAUUACGGAUAUCAUGAGCAUAAAGAGGAUUUUUUUGCAAGCAUACAAUACUCAUGGUACGGGAAGUUUAAACGUAUUGGAAGUUUCAACACAGGAACAUCCCCUGCAUUUGAUUUCGCAGUUUUCACGUUAUGCACCUUGGUCAGACCUGGCAAAGAAAGCUGCAGUUUUCAAAUAGACGAUUACCGCCUAACGGUUACAGCAAUAAAAACUGAAGACUCCAGACUGAUUACAGUAUAUCCAGUUCGCACUAUGACUGAAAGGAGAAGCAGUGGCAUUGUGAUAAAUUGUCGUAACAGCAAAACUAGUCUCAUGAAAAAAACCUUGUUUCCAACGCAGGUUGUGCCCGUUUUUGAAGAAGAGAUAUCUACCCAGACGAAAUAA
Molecule: messenger RNA, 615 nt
Organism: Enterobius vermicularis (human pinworm)
Lineage: Eukaryota; Metazoa; Nematoda; Chromadorea; Rhabditida; Oxyuridae
Source: the annotation of a GenBank genome assembly